GGGUUGCGCAGGCCCGGGACGCCCAUCUGUCCCUUACUAUUUGAGUCCUGGUUGUCUCAUUGGCGGCUUUCUGAGCAGCUGCAAAAUAUGUUUUUAACUUCAAGUGGAAGUUGGGGUCACCAGCGUCGGGCCUGGAACAGUCACUCUCAGCAAGUGCUCUUUCAGCUCUGACAUUCUCUAGUUUGACCGACUUGGCACCACAGUCGUCCGCCGGGUCGUCCUUCCUCGCGGCUCAUCUGCUCUGGUCGCCUCGCAACGGCAGCUCGGCGACAGCGGCCGGGACGGGAGCGAGAGGUGCUCGCGCGGGCUCAGGGGGCGGCGGCCUCGCCGCCCGCCCCGGACAACCAUGCUGCGAGGCAAGUCCCGGCUCAACGUGGAGUGGCUGGGCUACUCGCCCGGCCUGCUGCUCGAGCGCAGGCCGCUCUUGGCCGGCCGCACACCGCGGAGCCCCGGCCGAAGUGAAAGUUCGUUAGCAUCUACCCUGAAGACGCUGCUCUUCUUCACAGCUUUAAUGAUCACUGUACCUAUUGGCUUAUAUUUCACAACUAAAUCUUACAUUUUUGAAGGAGCCUUUGGGAUGUCCAAUAGGGACAGCUAUUUCUAUGCAGCUAUUGUUGCAGUGGUCGCCGUCCACGUGGUGCUGGCCCUCUUUGUUUAUGUGGCCUGGAAUGAAGGCUCACGACAGUGGCGUGAAGGAAAACAGGAUUAAAGUGAACAUCACCUUUUGAGAGCAUUAAGUUGGUUUUUAAAGAUGACAGAUCCAUCUGGGAUGCUGAUGAUUUCAAUAGAGUUGAAGAACCUCUAGAGUCAUCCUUGAGAGUCAUGUUUGACUAGUGUAAAUCUUGGUCCUUCUAAUGUAAUGGUUUGUAUCGUCAAUUUUAACUGUAUGAAUGAAGCCUCUCAUUUGCAAAUGAGAAUUUGGAAAAGUUGAAUUAGUUACCAAUAAGUAUGUUAAAUUAGUUACACGUUAUUCUGGGAAGAAUGUGUUUAUCUUAAAAAAUGUUUUAGAGCAUUUUGUCUUUUGGUUGGUUUUCAGUUUUAUUCCUCUUGAUAUAUUAAGAUGUACACAGUGAAGCAAAUCUCAACUUUAUUUUUCUCUGGAACACUUUCCCUAACUCUUGGAUACCAAGUCAUUGGAUUUUGGCUUGUAAAUUCCUGUGGGAAAUUGUUUAAAAUGUGGACCCUGGAAUUAAUCUGAAUGUCACUGAGAAAUUUUGCUUGAAGUGUAAUCCCUCGUCAAUAGGAAUCUUUCAUUACAUUGUUUCAUGGGAAAACUAGGCUGAAUUACACUCAUUCAUAUAAAAAGACUGGUUUGUUGAAGCAUCUAGAUAGCAAAGCAAAGAGCUAGCUGCCUGGGCACUUGGCCUGCUCCCUGAAGGCUCCUUGCAGGCUGGCCUUGUGCUUUCAGACCAACUCUUUAAUGAUCUGCUUUGCUCUGUCAUUCAACGAUGAAGUUAUGCUUUAAUUACAAGGCUUGUGUACACUCCCUUUAAAUUUGUUUUUUCCUACUUUUUUAGUAAUGUACAUGAUAGGAAUUUGCAUUUAAGUGUUCAUUUUUGCUUACUUAGGGAGUGUAAACAAUCCUGAAAAUAGCUUAUUUUUAUCACCCAGGAAGUAUUCUUGGGAUUUCUAGUCUAGUCUUUUUAAUCAGAGCCAUUAUAUCCCAGAUAUAUAUAAUUAGAUAAUCCUUGAGGUCCUUUUUGAUAGAAAAAGACCCUGUGAUUUUUAUUUAGUAUCCUUAGUCUGUGUUCUUUCCAGCCACUUGGUACUACUUCUGUGCAGUCUAAAAACACACCUGGAAAAAUAUAUAUUAAAACAGGAAGAAAAUUUAAAUUCCCUGUAAUGUUGCCACCUGGAGAUAACUACUGUUUUGGUUUACGUCCUGUGUGCAUUUCUUAAUGCUUGUUCAUAUAUGCACUAAAAGUUUAAUUUAUGUUCAAAUUCUGGCAACUUUACCUGACAGCUAUUUGCAUUUUUUCAGAUGGGUGAUUAUUGACCAUUUUCUACAAAAGCAUAUCCUACCUUCAUUCUUUUACCUAGAUAACUCAUUGAUCAGAUGUCCUGUUACUGAGAAUUCCUAAUGCAAAGGCCCUUGCUGUGUUUGCCAUUGCUCAUUUGUUUGUUCCCCCCUAUUUGUCAUGUUGUGGAACUGUGCUCAAGGAAUAGAGACAUGCUUGGGGAUGAAAAAGCCAAGUAGGCAUUCGUGUUUAUUUAAUUGUUGAGAAAAAGAUCAAAGAUGAUUAUCGCGGGGCUAUAUUUUACUCUUGUAUUACUUGUUGCCUACAGUUUAAGUGUCUUGUUUAAGCAGUUAUUCUAAAUGUAAAGUAUUUCUUUUAAAAAACCUACAGUUUUAGUUAAAAUUGUACAGAUUUAAUAUAAAAUUGUAGAAUACUCCAGUUUGAGUCUGGGGUACUGCGUGGUAGAUUUCUGGAUGAUCCCCUGCUUUAGAUGCCUUGUCAUACUUAGAAUUGUCCACCUAAUUUCUUUUUCUACAAUGCCAAGGUUUUUCUUGUACUUUUGGGAUCUUAUGCUAUUUGUAAACUAUUAGUAUCUGGUGUUAGAUUACUUUGUUUGAUUUUAGACAUUUGCUGAGUAGAUAAUAUGGGUAUUUUUCUGCAAGUAUUUAAACCAGGGAUUCAUGCGAAUCAGUUAUAAUUUCCUUUUGGAAAAAGUAUCCCGUGUUUGAAAGUUAGAAUCGGAUGCUAGGGUUGAGAUUUAGGAUUAUUACCAUAUAGGCUUGUUUGCAAACCAGUUAAUUUUUUCCUGGGGUUUUAACUGUUAACUCACCAGUUUGCUGCUGUUGAAAUAACAUACGAUAUCUCACAUAGAGAUUUAUUUUUCAAGGUGUCUCACUGGUCUCCUCUUGCACAAUGUCCAUACUUCAGGAUGUGUGGAAAGGAAAGCUACAAUGGAGCCCUUAUAGAUGUUUGAAGGUAGGAGUAUGUUUGCUAUUGUUUGGAAACUGGUUGUGAGAAUAACCUCAAUUAGGAAGUGUAACUUGAAGUGCCAGUACAAGCUACUGAGCUAACACAUUGCCUUCCUCACCUCACCUCUCAUUUUGCCCCCCAGAAUAUAAUCUUUCCCCCAUCGUGCUAAAAAAUGAGCAGGGUGCUGUAGAAUGCAUCUGAAGAAUGCAUCUGAUGUCAUUAGCUCUUCAUGUGGAUACCAUCUCACGUGUAACAGCAGAAUUCAGUUUUGAGUUGUUACUGAAGAAAUUUACUUUCCAUUAAAAAAAAUCUGUUUCAUGAGACUCUAACAGAACUACAUUGUAAUAAUUAGACUUUUCAUCAUAAAAGUCUCAUCAGUUGCCAAAAGAGGCACCUGGUUGCCUUGUUUGGUGUUUAUUUUCCAUUUUCAUAGAAAUUUUAUAUAUACAGCUAGAGUACCUGAGGAGGCCAGUACAAACAGUUCAAUAAGGCAUACCCAAAGGAGGACAAGCUGAGAGGAUGUGAAACACGAUUUCACUCCUGUUCUCAGUGUAUCUAGUGUGUAUUUCUUGUCUCUAGCCAAGUUCAGGUUUAUUUUAUUUAUGCUCAAGUGAAGUUGUAGACCGUUAGGCCCAUUUUAUAACUGGUUCAACUGCGGCGCGGAAUUUGUCCCUUGUCUUAGGACAGUAGCAGAUAUCUCUGCAGUCAAGGGCUCUGUGUCCUCCGCCAGAGUAGUACAACCUUAUUAAUUCAGACCCUCCUCUUAGGUUGACGCUACUUUUUGCAAGAGCUAGGCUGAAGCAGCAUAUUAAUGACUUGACAAGAUUUCUUUUUCCUUUUUUCAGGGGGAAGGGUCACCUGAGAACAAUUCUUUUCAGGGACCUGGAAACCUAAUGAUAAAUAUGACAUGUAAUCUAUGACUAGCUUAAUUCUUUAUGUAUUCAUUAAAACAGUCUGGAAUUCCUCAACUUACCUUCACACCUGGCCACGCUUUCCUUGCUUGUUUUGUUGCUACGUGUACUUGAAAGUAAUAUCUGUUCCUUUUAAGAUGUCCUAUAAGUCAUAUUUGUCAGUUACACAGACUAGUCUUCCUUUUUCACAAGUUCAGUGAAAUCUCACUGAACAGUAAUAAUAGCAAUAGCUAACAACAUCUGCACAGCACCUUACAGUUUGCAAAGAACGUUCACAUAUUCUCGUUUGAGUUUUGCAUAGUGAACCUGUUACGAGAUGUCUCUUGACAUUGAUGCUAAAAGUGGUAGAGUCUUUAAAUCACUAGAGUCAUUGGCUAUGCCAUAGUCGUGAAUAGUGCCCUGACUAGGCAGGGUUUAGAUGCGCCACGUUGAAAGCUGUGUGUAAUUAUCAAAAUGGGGGGCUUGAGUUCGUUAGCCACUUGAAUCUGAUUUACUUUUGUAAGUGAUGCUUUUCUAACUGUUAUCUGGAUGGAUUUUGUAUUCGUUAUAUUCUAGCCUGUAAUUUGUAUAAAUUUACAUCUGUUGUCAUUAAAAAAGUGUUUGUAAUGCCA
This is a messenger RNA of Equus quagga, 4449 nucleotides long. RefSeq names its product vacuolar ATPase assembly factor VMA21 (gene VMA21). The transcript has 4 exons. Gene Ontology annotation, biological process: vacuolar proton-transporting V-type ATPase complex assembly. The record is from RefSeq and is a predicted model, not a curated record. Gene Ontology annotation, cellular component: endoplasmic reticulum membrane. Bases 347 to 709 code for a protein of 120 amino acids. NCBI's taxonomy places the organism in Eukaryota, Metazoa, Chordata, Mammalia, Perissodactyla, Equidae.